Messenger RNA from Trichoderma aggressivum f. europaeum, 1365 nucleotides. RefSeq lists its product as uncharacterized. The coding region runs from base 1 to 1365 and encodes 454 amino acids. The transcript has a single exon. NCBI's taxonomy places the organism in Eukaryota, Fungi, Ascomycota, Sordariomycetes, Hypocreales, Hypocreaceae. Gene Ontology annotation, molecular function: DNA-binding transcription factor activity, RNA polymerase II-specific; RNA polymerase II cis-regulatory region sequence-specific DNA binding. The record is from RefSeq and is a predicted model, not a curated record. Gene Ontology annotation, cellular component: nucleus. Gene Ontology annotation, biological process: regulation of transcription by RNA polymerase II.
AUGAACACGGCUCCGCACCGACAAAGCACGCACCAAGGUCAAUGCCAGGAACGCUCGAUGCAGCUAGACUCCGUCACCUAUGAUCCAGAUGAGGUUCUUUCACCAGGCACUCCUCAGAUGAAAGCAGUGCAUCCCAAGCUCGAACUCACCGAGAGCCCUCCUCCGGAAAUACCAAGCGCUCAAGUCAGUUUCAGCCCUCCUCUUCUCGACGGAUUUCCCAAGUCUAAUCGCCCAAAGAUCCGGCCCGUCUCUGGUGAUGCUGUGCUUGUCGCCUACCUCGGCGGCGGCAGUCACCCCGAGAUAGCUCAAGCUGCUAGCCACCAGGCAUUGCCUGGCGCAGACGAGGGCUCCUUUGAGUUCUCCGAUGGUGAAGAUGAUGCCUCGCAAAAGAGUCCAUCGCGAGACGCCAACCCCAACCUCCCGGAAGCCGACAUUAUCCAGCGGCCGGAUGGCGCCGCUACGGCCCUGCGGGCCGUUGCCGCCGAUGCUUUAGCUGCGGGUGGCCACCUCUCCGGGGAAGAUAAGCCCAGUGUUGAUCUGUCAGCCUCUACUUACCAGCUCUCCAUUCAUGACGAUGCCGUGUCCAGCCCCAAACGCGAAGUCAAGAGCCCGCUCCUGGGUGUGCAUCUCAGCCUGUUGUCGCCGUUGCCCCCUUUGCAAAUAGACUCUCCCAAGUAUGAUGGCGUGAACGGCCCGAGCCUGCCUUCAAUACGAACCACGCUGGGCGAUAUCAACAACCUCCCGACGGACAUGCCAACGCCAAACGACAACAGAGACUUGCCAGGACGUCACACCGGCGAUGCGCGAACCUUUUCUCGCUCCCCUACCGUAGGUGUCCCACGCUUCUCGUCAAUGUCAACCGGCAGUCGUGCGUCGCAUCCAAUUUCUCCCAGCGAGUCGUAUCAACGCAGCUUCCCAUCUCCCAACUCCCUUCCCGCCUCCAGCCCCGACAACUUCGCGACCAAUGGAUCAAUGCAUCGCUCUCCCGCCGAGUAUCCAAACAACAGCGCCUCCAGCAACACCCACCAACCGGGCUACACCAACAUAGCCUCCGUAGCGGAUCGCAUGAGCAUCGACGGAAUAACUAACCCCCAGGUUGGGAGCUACAGCUGCACAUAUCCCGGGUGCACUGCUCCGCCGUUCCAAACUCAAUAUCUUCUCAAUUCUCACGCUAAUGUGCAUUCUUCAGUCCGUCCUCACUACUGCCCCGUGCAAGGCUGUCCUCGUGCUGAAGGGGGAAAGGGAUUCAAACGGAAGAAUGAGAUGAUUCGGCAUGGUCUGGUCCACGACUCUCCCGGAUAUGUCUGCCCCUUUUGCGCAGACAGAGAACACAAAUAUCCCCGGCCGGACAAUCUCCAGAGGUAA